CAUCCUCCAUACAUCAGUGACAGGCUGUGUUGUUAGAAAUCCUACACAAGUCCCAAAGAUCUGCUUCCCCUUUAUUAUAUUGUUUCUUCGUUUAGCCUUAGCCUUUUCUCCUUGGCACUUAAAUGCUGUUUUGACGACAGCAUUUUGCUGAAUGUCUGCCCCACAACCCCAAUCGUCUUCAUUUCAUUGAGGCCCAAAUGCUUUCUUCCUCAACUUGACGUGAAUCAGAUCAGUUUCAGCAGUCUGUCCAACUCCCAGCUGUGCAUGAAGGGCCAACUGAGCUGACCGGCUUUUAAUGUCUCUACAAAACUCUUAACUGUCACAGUUUUCCAAGCAAGAAAACUGCGUCCACACUCCACUGUGAAGUGUAAACCACCCCACCUUCGCUAAAGAUCAGACCCCUUCUCUCAGUGAAGAAACAGAGAGCUCCUCAUGAUGGUCCGUUGUUUGCUUCUGCUACCACUUGUUCUAACAUGGAGCUUGCUGUCCCAGUCCACACACCAGUUGCAGCCAUCACAGAGACAGGUGCUUCUUCAGCUGAGGAAGCAUUUGGAGUACCCAACUCAGCUCGAAGCUUGGAACACUCCUGGAGCUGAUCUCUGCUACUCGACACCAUCGAGGAUGGUCAACAUCUCAUGCCAGGACAAUUUCGUCACUGAGCUCACAAUCAUGGGGGAUAAGCCAUCAUCCAACUCCAACCAGACCUUGUCUUCUACCUUCUCCAUGGACUCCUUUGUCGCCACUCUCGCCAGGCUAACCAGCUUGAGGGUCCUUAGCCUCGUCUCCUUAGGCAUUUGGGGUCCUCUCCCUGACAAAAUCCACAGGCUGUCUUCACUCCAACACCUCGAUUUAAGCUCCAACCAUCUCUUCGGCAUUCUUCCACCCAAGAUCUCGACUAUGGUAAAGCUUCAAACUUUAAUCCUCGACGACAAUUUCUUCAACCAUACGGCACUACCCACCUCCUUAUUCGAUCCACCGCUCUCCAAUCUCACGGUUUUGAGCUUGAGGAACAAUAAAUUCAGGGGUCCGUUGUUAGGGAACAGCCUUGAAGCUUUAACCAAGCUUCAAGUGCUGGAUUUGAGUGUUAACAGCUUCGAUUCUGAUCUGCCGUUGCUGCCCAAGGGAAUACUCAUGGCCAUUUUGAGCAACAACUCGUUUCAAGGCAAGAUUCCCCGGCAGUACAGCCAGCUGACUCAGCUUCAGCACCUUGAUGUUUCCUUCAACGAGAUAGUUGGAGAGGUUCCUGCUUCUGUUGUUUCACUGUCGAACAUCAGGUUCCUGAACUUGGGAUCAAACAUGCUGAGUGGUCCCAUCCCAAACAGUCUUAGAUGUGGACAAAACCUUCAAUUUGUGGACAUCUCGAAUAACAGGUUAACUGGUGGAUUGCCUUCUUCUUCUUGCUUGGUAACUACUGGUUCGGAGAAGAGUAGAUUGGUGAAGCUUGGUGGGAAUUGCUUGUCCAGUUCCUUAGAUCGCCAACAAUAUCCACAAUCGUAUUGCAUGGAGCUUCCAGUUGCUGUGGCCAGGGAGCAAUCUCAAGGGAGAAGAAGUAGAAGCGUGGGAGUAAUAGUUGGGGUGGUGGCUGCAGUUGUUGCUAUGGUUGCACUUCUGGGUUUGGGUUUUGUCGUUGUUGGGAGGAAGUACUGUUUCAGAGAGGUUUCUGAGCGGCAUCUGUUGCACAAGGUAGGAGUGCAAGAUAACCCGCCUGUUGCUUCUGGGUUCUCCCCUGAGCUACUCUCCACUGCAAGGUUCAUUACUGAAGUUUCCAAAGUGGGUGAUAGUCAAGGUCUUCCAGCUUGCAGGUCAUUUGGUACACAAGAGUUGAAGAAAGCUACCAACAACUUUGACAGCUCUACCUUUCUGGGUCAAGGUUAUUAUGGAAAGCUAUACAAAGGAAGGUUGGAAGAUGGAACCCAAGUGGUAAUAAGGUGCUUGCCUACAUCAAAGAAGUACACAACUCGAAACCUUAAGCUGAGGCUGGAUUUACUGGCGAAACUUCGUCAUCCACAUCUGGUCUGUCUUCUGGGACACUGCAUUGACAAUGGAGGAAGCCAAGAUGAUUAUAGAGUUGACCAAGUCUUCCUUGUAUAUGAACAUAUUUCCAACGGGAAUCUGCAGACUCAUCUCUUUGAAGAAAGCCCAGGAAAGGCACUGAAUUGGUCUGAGAGAUUAGCAGCGGUCAUUGGUGUGGCUAAGGCUGUCCACUUUCUGCAUACUGGUGUUAUUCCUGGAUUUUUCAACAACCGGUUGAAGACGCAUAAUAUCCUUGUCAAUGAGCAUGGAAUGGCCAAGUUGGGUGAUUAUGGACUGUCAAUUGUAACAGAUGAGCCCAGGAGUUCCAUGGACAAUGAAGGACUUGGUUCCUGGCAGACAUCGAAAGACGAAGACGACAUCCAUGGCUUUGGGUUCAUACUCCUUCAAUCACUUACUAGCAAUUCAGUAUCUGCGGAGAGGGACGAGUUCCUGGCACAAAAAUUGGCAGCUUGUACCAGCCAAGAAAGCAGAGCAGAGUUGAUAAACCCAACGGUACUUGCAACUGCCUCACAAGAAUCAUUGGCAACUGUGAUAUCCAUAACAGACAAAUGCAUCAGUCCUGAAUCGGCAUCAUGCCGGCCCUCCUUUGAGGACAUACUAUGGAACUUGCAGUAUGCAGCUCAGGUUCAAGCUACUUCAGAUGAACAGAGACCUGCUGAUCUUGUAUCAUAAUUGCUGCUUCUUUAAAUAAACUCUUUUCUAUUGAUAUUCUCGUGGCAGGAAUAGCACCAACACUACCUCUUGUAUUUGUUCAGUUUAAAUCCCUCUGUUAUCAUUUGGUAUUAGUCAUAAUUAUUAAUAUAAAUAAUAAAGGUAAGCGAAGCCAAUCAACCAACUUUCUGCAGUUUCCCUGAACGAACGAACUUUUGCAAACUUGCCAUUCAGUAGUAGUUUCUGUCAACAUCACAGGGCAUAAUGCAGUCGAGUAACUAACAGUGUGAAGAGAAUACUGACAACUGGUUAUGGUAGUUGCUAGUAGAAUAGGUGGAUGAGUAGCAAAAUUUCCAUCUCGUAAUUGAGUUUGCGGUGGCUAACUAGCUGCUAUACACAUUACUUUGCAUUUACAAACCAUUUUGGUGCCUGCCUCCAUCGGAAAGAUGGGUUUAUGGGGAGAGAUUCUACCGCAGAAAAGGGGGAGCAAUGAGCUUCUUGUUGGAAGAGUGUACAGCAUUUAGUUCCUCUAGGUGUAGCGCAGCCAACAGUCCUUGCCAAGUAUCCCUUGGAGCAGUGCUCACUUGGAAGUCCAGAAGCCUUUUCUCCUUCUGGUAAUAAGCUUCAAGUGGCUUGCUCUGGCAAAACACCGAAAUUGGAAUGUUAAAACAAAGCUCAGCUGUCACUGUAUGUCCUGGACCGCAACUUCUUGACAUAAAUUUAUGCAUGAAAAGAACAGCAGAGAAUGGUAAUGUGGUUAACCCUCGCACAUUGCUUCACCUUUGAACAUGGAAACAGUUUGAGGGGUCUCUACAUAAUUUGCUAUCAUGCAAAUUAUAUGGAAGAUUCAGUUUAGCAAUGUACUCCAUCCCACGACAAGAAUUGCACUAUCAAUCAGCAAGAAGAUUGAAAGAAAUCAUCAAUCAAGCUCAAGACAUCUUAUGGUCGUCUCUAUCUAUGUUAAUCUCUGAGAAGAAGAAAGAAUUGCCAGACCA
Molecule: messenger RNA, 3680 nt
Organism: Linum trigynum
Lineage: Eukaryota; Viridiplantae; Streptophyta; Magnoliopsida; Malpighiales; Linaceae
Source: the annotation of a GenBank genome assembly